Molecule: messenger RNA, 1329 nt
Organism: Aspergillus ochraceoroseus IBT 24754
Lineage: Eukaryota; Fungi; Ascomycota; Eurotiomycetes; Eurotiales; Aspergillaceae
Product: VIT1/CCC1 transporter family protein
Exons: 3
Coding region: 287-1210 (307 amino acids)
Biological process (GO): intracellular manganese ion homeostasis
Cellular component (GO): fungal-type vacuole membrane
Molecular function (GO): iron ion transmembrane transporter activity; manganese ion transmembrane transporter activity
Source: RefSeq, a predicted model, not a curated record
GGAAGAGGAGGGGAGAUAAAUAUCAAGUGUUUCUUCUCGAGAUGAUUUAAUCAUUGUCAGACUGAUAGUUUUUGGCAGCAUUGUCUCCUAUUCGUACUUGGUUAAGAUCCAGCCUCUUUUACCGUGACGUCAGUUGCCAGAGCGAGUCUGGACCAUCGUUGAUUACUUUCUCCCUAUCUAAGGCUCUUUUUUUUUCUUUUUUUUUCUGGGGUCAGUGGACGACUUAAAAGGGGUUGAAUUCGUCUCAAAAGUAAGAAGAAGAAAAAGAAGAAGGAAACCAGGAACAAUGGCUUUUCUAUUUCUUAAGCAGAGGCUGUUCCCAAGCAGCAGUCGUAACCCUGCAUCUCCAAACUAUAAUAAACCCCUUCUCGCUGCAGAUGAUUCCAAUACUCCUCAAAUCAUCCCAGAGGAUCAUGACCAAGACCUCGAGGCCCAAAGGUCUUAUCAGACAUUCCGCACCCCGUCACAUACUUCUGAUACAGCGAGCACGGGCAGUGCCCAGCGAUCGCGCAUCAACCCUCGCAUCGUCUCAGAUGCCAUUCUCGGCCUAUCAGAUGGUCUUACAGUUCCCUUUGCCCUGAGUGCGGGUCUCUCAGCGCUAGGAAACACAAAAGUUGUUGUUCUGGGAGGACUCGCAGAGCUUGCUGCGGGCGCCAUCUCUAUGGGGUUGGGCGGAUACGUUGGGGCAAAAAGCGAAGCCGAAUCCUACCAAGCCACUGUUCGGGAAACAACGGAACUCAUCGAAUCCUCCCCUUCGGAAACGGCAGCAAUUGUCUACGAUAUCUUUGCUUCCCACGGCGUCCCAGACGACGCCAUCGCGCCCAUCAACUCCUCUCUUCAUGCGUCUCCAGACCGCCUACGCGAGUUCCUGAUUCACUUCUACCACAAGGAGUCCGAGCCGGACUGCAACCAGGCCUGGACAUCUGCGAUUACUCUCGCACUCUGCUACUUCGUCGGUGGCUUUAUCCCGCUUAUCCCCUACUUCAUCGUGUCCCAUGUUCUGGUGGCACUGUACGCCAGCGUUGGUGUGAUGGGCGUUACCUUGCUGGUGUUUGGGUACAUCAAGACGGGUGUCGUGCGCGGCUGGUCCGGCAGGGACAAUAUCAUAGCGGGCAUCAAUGGCGGCCUCCAGAUGUGUGUUGUUGGAGGGGUUGCUGCAGGUGCGGCUAUAGGGUUAGUUCGAUUGAUUAACGGGGGGGAAGUUUCCUAACGACCACUGAUUAACCUGAUAAUGACACUGGAACGAUCUCACGACCCCCAAAAAAAGAUUCCUACCUAGUAGGUAGUUACAUAUAUCCCUAUGUAUAAUAUAAUAAUAUAGCACCUUCA